AUGGGCGUUAUUCGCAAGAAGACCGCCACGAGGGGCGGCGAGGGCGGUGUGAAGUAUGUUUGUGAUGUGUGUUCUGCGGAUAUUACUUCUACUGUUCGCAUAAGGUGUGCCCAUAGCGCCUGUAAUGAGUAUGACUUAUGCGUACAAUGCUUCGCAAGCGGUGCCUCGAGUGGUUCGCACCAACCUGCCACUCAUCCUUACCGAGUUAUCGAACAGAAUUCGAUCCCCAUAUUUGAUGAAGAUUGGGGUGCGGACGAAGAACUUCUACUGUUAGAAGGCUGCGAGAUUUACGGUUUAGGUUCUUGGGCCGAUAUUGCAGAUCAUAUUGGCGGCUACCGCCACAAGGAUGAGGUUCGUGAUCAUUAUCUCAAAGUCUAUGUCGAUUCGCCAUGUUUCCCAUUGCCAAAACGCUGCCGGCCCGAUGAUAUGGAGUUAGCCCAAGAGAUAUCUCGCGACCAAUUCCAGGCACGCAAGAAACGCAGGAUCGAAGAACGACGCGAAACACAGAAGAAUGCUCCUCCUUUACCGCCCAAGACCAAACCCACAGCUAGUGUACCCUCAUGUCAUGAAAUUCAAGGUUAUAUGCCUGGUCGUCUCGAGUUUGAAACUGAAUACGCCAACGAAGCUGAGGAAGCUGUCCAGCUAAUGCAAUUUGAUCCCGGUGACGGAAUCAAUCCUCGAACGGGCGAACUAGAGCCUGAAAUGGAACUGAAACUGACGGUCAUGGACAUAUAUAACUGUCGAUUAACACAGCGCGUGGAUCGCAAAAAGGUCAUUUUCGAACAUAACCUACUCGAGUAUAGGGAAAACACGAGGCUCGAGAAGAAGAGAACUAAGGAAGAGCGGGAUCUACUGAACAAAGCCAAGCCGUUUGCGCGCAUGAUGAAUCAUCAUGAUUUUGAGGCAUUGUGUCAAGGGCUACUUGAUGAACUGAAUUUACGCCAAGCCAUCAAUCAGUUACAAGAGUGGAGAAACCUCAAGAUUGGCGAUCUUCGUAGCGGCGAGAAGUACGAGCAGGAGAAGGCGCAGCGUAUACAAAAAACAAUACCCAUGGGAUCCAUGGACCGCGAAAGACUGGCGUCUGCACAACGUUCUAAACAGAGCGUGCAGCCUGAACCGCCGAGCGGGGCUGCCCUCCUCGUGGCGCCAGAGCUUCCAUUCCGUCCGGGGCCAAACAGCACUGUGGCAGCUACGCACGGUGCUCCCGAUGCUCCUACGAAUGGCGAACCCAGGCUACAGACAGAUGGCCAUGCCAAUGAACCCACAAUGAAUGGCAUUGUCGCCAACGGCAUCUCCACGCACACCCGACCGCGGUUUGUCUCGCAGCCUAUAUCUGGCGUACAACUCCUCACUCUCAGCGAGGAUAGCGCGCCUGACAUGCACCUCUUGACGCCAGAAGAGGUAGAGCUGUGUAAGGUAUCCAGGAUUCAACCGAAGCCCUACCUUAUGAUCAAGGAACAAGUGCUGAAGGAAGCACUCAAGGGCAAUGGUAGUCUUAAAAAGAAACAGGUGAAGGAGAUAUGCCGGCUAGAUUCCCAAAAGGGAGGCAGGAUAUUUGAUUUCUUCAUCAAUUCGGGUUGGAUUGCCAAAGCAUAA
Xylaria bambusicola is the source of this 1596-nucleotide messenger RNA. RefSeq lists its product as uncharacterized. The record is from RefSeq and is a predicted model, not a curated record. Lineage: Eukaryota; Fungi; Ascomycota; Sordariomycetes; Xylariales; Xylariaceae. The transcript is spliced from 2 exons. Gene Ontology annotation, biological process: chromatin remodeling; regulation of transcription by RNA polymerase II. Bases 1 to 1596 code for a protein of 531 amino acids. Gene Ontology annotation, molecular function: transcription coactivator activity; zinc ion binding; protein binding. Gene Ontology annotation, cellular component: nucleus; SAGA-type complex.